UCGUCGUCGUCGUCUCUCCGUUGAUCCGUCGUCGUCGUCUCUUCGUUUAUUUAUCGUCGUCGUCGUUUCUCAAUUGAUCUGUCGUUUCUACGUCUAUUCAUCUCAUUCUCUCUCUCGUGUGUCUGAUUUGAUUAAGGUUUGAAUCAUUUCAUUUUGUUAUACAUUAUCUAGGUUUUGUUAUAUAUUAUUCAUUUGUUGACGAUUUGAAGUUGAUUUUGUAGAACAAUGGAAGUUUUGUGCAUCUGUGGACAAUGGAUCUCAAAAGAAUCUCUCCAGUGGGAGUUUCUUGUUGAUUUGAAGAGGAAUGCAUCAAUCAUUUCCAUAGAAGAAGAUCUACUGUAUGAAGAUUUGAUGAAGAUUGUCUCUGAAGAUUUUAGUGUUAAAGAGGAAGAAAUCAGUUUGAGUUAUGGUUUUUCAUUGGAUAUGAAAUGUAUUAUUGAAAGUUUCCCCCCACUCUCGAUAGGUAAUACUCGUCAGCUCAGAACUUUCAUUUCCAAGACUAGAGCAUUUGAUGGAACCUGUCGUUUGUGUGUUAAGGUUAGUACUGAUCCAGCUAGCUGUAACACUCAAGCUUCUGAUACAGUUGCUUCUACUGUUCCAUUGAAUGCCAAUCCAGCGAUUCUUUCUACUGUGCAGAGUGAAAAACAGAGUCUUCUAUUUGAAGGUGUUUCUACAGUUCCUGUGAAUGCUCUUCCGGAUUUUAGUACUGAUUCAGCUAGCUGUAACAUUCAAGCUUCUGAUACAUUUGCUUCUACUGUUCCAUUGAAUGCCAAUCCAGUGAUUCUUUCUACUGUGCAGAGUGAAAAACAGAGUGUUCUAUAUGAAGGUGUUUCUACAGUUCCUCUGAAUGCUCUUCCGGAUUUUAGCCCUGUCCAUAUUGGACUUUCACCAAACACGAGAGUAGCUGGCGAUAUUAAGGUGAAUAGCUAUUUUAAGACAAAGAGAGAGUUGAUGUUGAGGAUGAAGAAAUGGGCUUUAGAGUGGAAGUUUGAGUACAAGACUGUCUCUUCUAACAAGUCAAGAGUGCUUUUGAGUUGUGUUGAUGAAAAUUGCACGUGGAGGAUGCGUGCUAUCAAGCUACCUGUUUCAGAUUUUUUCGUUGUUAAAAAGUAUGUUCAUGAGCAUACAUGCGAUACAACACACAGGAAAGCCAACCACAGACAAGCAUCUGCAAAGUUGUUGGGUUCUUUGAUUUCCAGCAAUUAUGGAGAAAAAAAGGAAGGUCUCAAACCGAAACAGAUCAUUGAACAGGUCAGGAUGCUGCAUGGUGUUCACAUCAAUUACAAACAAGCUUGGAGAGUGAGAGAAGAAGCUCAGAUUUUGGUUAGAGGGACUCCUGAAGACAGCUAUUACAAUUUGUCUAGGUGGUUGUAUAAAAUCACAGAAACAAACCCUGGUUCCUUGACUUAUCAACAUGUUGAUGCUGCAGGAAAGUUCAAGUAUGCAUUUGUGGCUUUUGGUCCAUCGAUAAGGGGAUUUUCAUUGAUGAGGAGAGUUAUUGCAGUAGAUGGUACAUUUCUGAAGGGAAAAUUCAAUGGGACUUUAUUGGCAGCUUGUGCUCAAGAUGGGAAUUAUCAUCUAUAUCCUCUCGCCUUUGCAGUGGUUGACGCAGAAAACGGCGCCUCUUGGAAAUGGUUCUUUAGAGGUUUGAGCCAGAAGAUCCCGGACGCUUCGGAUCUUGUUUUUGUAUCAGACAGGGCUAACUCCAUUUCUUCAGCGUUGGAGGAUGUAUAUCCCUUAUCUCACCAUGGAAUUUGCAGGAUCCAUCUGCUCCGCAACAUCACUCCUACAUAUGCGAAGACUGGGUUGCUACCUCUGGUGGAAAGCGCUGCUGAUGCCUAUACGUGUCACGAGUUCUGGUUAAUCUUCAAGGACAUAAAGGAUAAAUGUCCUGAAUUGGCUAAGUAUCUGGAAGAGUCUGAUUUUAGGAAGUGGGCACGAAGCUAUGCGCCUGCGAACAGGUAUAAUAUCAUGACUACCAACAUUGCAGAGUCUCUCAAUUCUAUGUUGAAGAUGCCUCGUGAGUUGCCCAUUAUCUCUCUCCUUGAAACUAUCAGAUUGACGAUGACCACUUGGUUUUUUGAGCGACGCGAAGCGGCUGCGAAACAUAAGCACCUGGUUACUCCAAAAGUUGUUCAGAAAUUGGUAUCUAGGUUAGGGGCCGCAAUGUUGUUGAAUGUGUAUCAAGUUGAUCGAAGCGAGUUUGAGGUGAAGAAUGAAACAAUGAAGUUUGUUGUUGACUUGGAGAAGCGGCAUUGCACAUGUAAUGUUUUCGACAUUGACAAGAUCCCCUGCAUCCAUGCCAUCGCUGCUGCUAAGCAUAUCAAGAGAGAUGAAAACCGUUUUGUUGAUGCUUCUCACUUGACAGAAACGUGGGCUAAAGCUUAUGCUGAAAGCAUACAUCCUGGUGGAGAGUUGUCAACGUCCACCUAUCCAGAGAAUAUUGAUGAACUGUCUUGCCCACCUCCAGCUACCAAAAAGAAAAGUGGACGCCCUCCUACAAAGAGAAAGAGAUCCGUUGGCGAGUUUGGGGUUCCUGGAUCUAAAUCUCAGUCCCACAAGUGCAGCAGAUGUGGCACAGGAGGGCACAACAAGAUCACAUGCCAGAGGCCUAUAGGAUGAAGUUCUACAUUUUUACAUUUUUAUCGAUUAUUAUUUGGAUGUUGGCUAUUUGAUGGUUACAUGAUAUGCACAAGACCAUAUACAUUUUUUCUUUUGGAACCCUAUCCUGAAUAAGUAUGAUUUCUUACAACUUUUGUAAUAUACAACAUUAUCUUUUGAUCUCAUUUCAAUUUUUAGUUUAAACUUCUUUGCUAGAAAAAAACACAGUAAUAUUCAACUAUUCUGGAAUCCCAU
Messenger RNA from Brassica rapa (field mustard), 2856 nucleotides. RefSeq lists its product as uncharacterized. The record is from RefSeq and is a predicted model, not a curated record. Gene Ontology annotation, molecular function: zinc ion binding. Lineage: Eukaryota; Viridiplantae; Streptophyta; Magnoliopsida; Brassicales; Brassicaceae.